Messenger RNA from Penicillium pulvis, 471 nucleotides. RefSeq lists its product as uncharacterized. Bases 1 to 471 code for a protein of 156 amino acids. The transcript has 4 exons. The record is from RefSeq and is a predicted model, not a curated record. NCBI's taxonomy places the organism in Eukaryota, Fungi, Ascomycota, Eurotiomycetes, Eurotiales, Aspergillaceae.
AUGGAGAGGCUACCUCUCGCAUUUAUCGUGAUGCUCUAUUCCAAGCACAUCAAUAUUACGGCGACCACCCACGACAAAGGCGCUCUGGUAUUCAUUGUAUCAGACGCAUUGGAAAAAUCGAAGGCAAGCAUUGCUAUAUAUCUAUGGAUUGAGCAAGUGAUGUCCAAUGCAGAGUUGUUUCUGCACCGCAUGCACCGUUUGAUAGGACAGUGGAACUGCCUACCAAUUGACAAGCAGCUCUCACCCCCGACAUCCGAUCAUGGGUCGCAGAACAAAUUUUCCAACGCCCUACUUUUAUCGAAAAGCCGUUGUCCCAGAAUCUUCUCGAGGGCAUCCGGUGAAAGAUUGGCGACGGGGCCCAUGGGAUGUGACGUAGUUGGUGCACGGAGCUUCUUGGAUCGGAGCACACCUCUACGCUUGAUAUCGCCAGACAAGACGGAGCAAGCCUUCCAGCGCGCAAUUGCUGGCUAA